CGGUCCUCUGUUGGUGAUGCUGGGAGGUGUGGAAUGUGGUGCUGAAGUAGAUGGAAGAUCUAUAAUUGAUGGUUUUCUGUCGGAGAGUCCGGACCACCUGUCACUUCUCUGAGGACAAACUAAUACAAAGAGGAGAAAAGAGGCAGAGACGCGCGUAAUUUCUCUGCGUCUUUGCCGCGCCAUGCAUCACCCGCUCCUUCUCCUCGACCUCCUCUGACCGCCUCCUGCCUGUUCCUUCUUGGAUGAACUUUCUCGCCGCUUGCGAGGACGCGGCCGCUCGCAUAGAGAUCAUGAAGACGACGCGGAAAUGUCGCGCGCUGCUAUCGGUGGGUCUGAACCUGGUGGCCCUGUUCUUCUCCACUACCGCCUUCAUCACCACGUACUGGUGCGAGGGCACCCAGCGCGUCCCCAAACCCAACUGCAGCAAGCAGCGGCGCCACAACUGCAUCGACUACGGCGUGAACGAGACGGACCAGAACAAAGUCCACUACAGCUGGGAGACCGGGGACGACCGCUUCCUCUUCCGCCGCUUCCACACCGGCAUCUGGUACUCCUGCGAGGAAAACAUCCACGAAGCAGGUGAGAAGUGUCGGAGCUUCAUUGAUCUGGCCCCGGCGUCGGAGAGGGGUGUGUUGUGGUUGUCGGUUGUGUCGGAGGUGCUCUACAUCCUGCUGCUGGUGGUCGGCUUCAGCUUGAUGUGUCUUGAGCUUUUCCACUCCAGCAACGUCAUCGACGGGCUCAAACUCAACGCCUUCGCCGCCGUCUUCACCGUGCUGUCUGGUCUUCUGGGUAUGGUGGCUCAUAUGAUGUACACUCAGGUGUUCCAGAUCACAGUCAGUUUGGGUCCUGAAGACUGGAGGCCACACAGCUGGGACUAUGGCUGGUCCUUCUGCAUGGCCUGGGGUUCCUUCACUUGCUGCAUGGCGGCCUCCGUCACCACCCUCAACUCCUACACCAAGACAGUGAUCGAGUUCAGACACAAACGCAAGCUGUUUGAGCAGGGCCUGCGCGAGGAGCAGAACUACCUGGACCAGGAAGCUUUCCACUACUUCCGGGACCGUUCCCUCCAGUCCAUCUCCAGCACUGUGGAGGUCUACCCCGGCCACGGUGGGACCAGAACCGGACUUGUCGUCGGUGGCCCCGGUCCCGGUCCAGGACCAGGUCCAGGUCCUGGUCCCGGAAGGGGCAAGAUGAGAGCCGCGUCGGCUUCUAUAGACCUGGGGGAGAACACAGACUCACUGGGGGAGGAGCAGUGCUGAAUCAUCCAGGGAACGUGAGGGUCAUGUGGGAUGACAGGACGAACUGCUCCUUUAGGUGAGAACUUGCCACAAGUUCCGCCACCGAACACGAAAGCACAGCAGCCCUUAUUUUCUGUUUGAAGAAGGUUAACUUGAAAAGAACACAUGAAGUCACAGAAAUUAAUUAAAUUAGGUGGAUAUGUUCUUUAUAUAUUAAAUGAAAACCAGUAUAAAGUGUGAAAAACAGCUUUGACUUUGAGAAUUACAAUUCUUCAUGGAUGGAAAGCAGGUGUUUCUCCAGCAUAUUUUAAGGUGCUAUGUGUAGUAUUUCAACAUCAAUAUUAUCAAUUUUGAUACAUUAAAGUAGGCCGCUGUGGCCAGAAGUGGCAGUUACGAAAUAAUGAUGAAUGCUGAAAAGUAGCGCAUCAGUAGCACAACUAGAGAACCAUUGUAAUGUUAGUGUUACAGGAACCAACCUUAAAGUUGCUAACAUUAGCUACCAUAAGGUGCAAGUUGUACCAGACAAACCGAGGCUAUAGCCACACCUGAGAUUAGUGA
Molecule: messenger RNA, 1796 nt
Organism: Plectropomus leopardus (leopard coralgrouper)
Lineage: Eukaryota; Metazoa; Chordata; Actinopteri; Perciformes; Serranidae
Gene: gsg1l
Product: gsg1-like
Cellular component (GO): plasma membrane
Source: RefSeq, a predicted model, not a curated record